CUCAGCCUGUCCCCCUCUCUCAGUUCAAGUCUCUCCCAAAUCCCUGUCCAUACCUUCUGUCUCGAUCUCGAUCUCGAUCUUGACCGUUUUAUCCCAUUUCCCGAUUCAAUCAAAUGCCCAAUAUCUAUCUUCAUCUCAAUCGGUAAGUUUCAAUCUCCAUUUCUUAAUCGUUGAAUCGAUUUUCUCUUUUCUUUUCUCUUUUUCCAAUUUCCAAAUUCCUGCAAUGGGUAGGGAAAAAAUCAUCAGAACCAAUCGAAAACCUCGAGCAAACCCAAUAAAACCCGACCCCACCGAUCCAUCCGACAAAACCCACAUCCCCGAUGCAUCUACCAACCUUUCAACUCCCACCAUCGAUGACAUAUCGGGCGUUCCAAACCCUAACCCUAAUUUCAACAAGGCCUGUUGGGGCCAUAGCACUGAAGAAGAGUUGCAAGAAUUACUAUUGAAGAACCUCGAAUUCAUAUACACCGAAGCGAUUUCGAAGCUUGUAUUGUUCGGAAUCGAAGAGGGUCUUGCCUUGAAAUCCAUCCUGCGUAAUGGGCAUUGCUAUGGUACCAUGGAUGUUCUUCCGAAUAUAUUGCAUAAUGCCCUCGCGUAUUUGAAUAGCAUCGGUUCUGACUGUAAUUGGGAUUCGGACAGACCCGAAUAUGGUUUUGCCAGUUUGAGGCAAUUGGCAGAGUAUUCACUCGACAGCAUGGUCCGCCACCUCCAGAAGGUUCGGCCCCAGCUGACCGAAGGCGAUGCCAUGUGGUGCCUUUUCAAGAACAAUUUCCAUGUGGGCCACGCGAGCAGCAUGGAGAUGCCGGCCCUGGCCCCGCCUGGUGCCACCAAUGGUGAAACUGCAGAUAGCAGUGCCUCGCCUGGGCUCUCUGGGUUUCAUGGGAGUUGGGGUUUUGGGGGAGUGGAGUUUCCUGUGAAUGCUUCAAUGUAUGUUUCUAAAAUGAGAGAAAUUGAGUAUGUGCCGAAGGGGUUUCAGCUGUCGUCAUUGAUGAAAGCUCUGUUGAACCAGAACGUUCCUGCUUUUGCUGCAGUGAUUCGGGCGAACUCACAGGCAGUACUGCAAUCUCAAGCACGGCAGCGUCCCUGCUCGAAUUCCUUGCCAAGCAAUGACUUGCGAGUGCAGGUUGAAUCAGGAUCCGGAAUCUCAUCAGUUCAAUAUGAGGAGCCAAGAGAUUGUCAGAACUCGGAUAUGAUGAGCUCUGUUUUGGAUAGUUUGGGUAACAUGAGUAUUGAUGUGAAGCCGGACGAGGCUGCCAAUCAGAAGAGCAAGAUGAUUUCGAAUCUAGAAAAUCAGAUGAGGGAGCUCGAGGGACAAUUGAAGGAGCGGAGGGAAUGGGCCCUUAAGAAAGCAAUCCAAGCUGCUAGAAGGCUGAGCAAUGAUUCUACGGAACUGAAGAUGUUGAAGAUGGAGAGGGAGGAGACUCAUAGGCACAAGGGUAAGCAGACACUCGGGGAUUCGACCAUGAAGAGGCUGUCCGAGAUGGAGAAUGCUCUGAGGACGGCAAGUGGUCAGGUCGACCGUGCAAAUGCGGCUGUCAGACGGCUUGACACUGAGAAUGCCGAGAUAAAAGCAGAGAUGGAAGCUGCCAAACUGAGCGCGGCGGAGUCGGCUGCGGCUUGUUCAGAAGCUGAGAAGAGGGAGAAGAAGUACCUUAAGAGGCUUCAGGUUUGGGAGAAUCAGGAGGCUAAAUUGCAGGAGGAGAUUACUGAGGAAAAACAGAAGAUUGCACAGUUACAACGACAGUUGGAGCUAGUUAAGGAGGCACAAAAAGAAACCGAGAUAAAGUGGAGACAGGAACAGAAGGCUAAGGUGCAAGCCAUUGCCAAGGUUGAGGAGGAACGGAGAGCCAAGGAAGCAGCUGAAGCCACUGUUAAAAGAAGGCAGGAAACCUUACAUCGCGAGAUAGAGAGAGACUUCCAGCGCCACAAGGACGACAUCCAAAGGCUGGAACAGGAACUUUCCCGUCUCAAAGCUUCGGCCGAUUCGUCUCAAGUAGAUUUCCCAUCAAAUACUUCGGGCAAAGGGGAUUCAGAAGCUCCGAGAGUAAUGAAUUCCAAGAUGUUUCAUGAUUCGAAUAAACUUCAGGAAUCCUCGCAGAAAGAAGUGAACCAUGGUAGGGAAUGCCUACUCUGCAAGAAAGAUGAAGUUUCAAUUGUUUUCCUCCCAUGUGCCCAUCAGGUUCUAUGUUCUGGUUGCAAUGAGGAGCACAAGAAAGCGGCCAAAACUAGCUGCCCGUGUUGUGGUAUCCAGAUUGAACAGAGGAUCCAUGUUUACGGUGCAAGUUCAUAGGUUCAGUUGGAUGACCGGCCUCUAUGAUGUGUGGUGCCAUCAACUCAGUAAGAUUACCAGCAUACUAAAGCUGCAUGAUCUGCUUGUUGCAGUCAUUGGUUUUUUUUUUUCUGCACUAGAAAACAUUGCCAAGGUAUGUUUGCAUCAUUAAGCAUAAAUAAACUACUGCUUCAGUAUCUGCCCCUUUUGUUAGUCUGGCUCAUGCCUUUGCUUUUGGCAGCUACAGUCCCUAUUACCUAAUGAAUAAACUGAUCUUGUAACUAUCCUCAUGAAUGGAAUUUGAGUAGAUACUUCUAUUGCAGCUCGA
Molecule: messenger RNA, 2597 nt
Organism: Magnolia sinica
Lineage: Eukaryota; Viridiplantae; Streptophyta; Magnoliopsida; Magnoliales; Magnoliaceae
Product: MND1-interacting protein 1
Exons: 2
Coding region: 224-2290 (688 amino acids)
Source: RefSeq, a predicted model, not a curated record